Paramisgurnus dabryanus is the source of this 3350-nucleotide messenger RNA. The record is from RefSeq and is a predicted model, not a curated record. Lineage: Eukaryota; Metazoa; Chordata; Actinopteri; Cypriniformes; Cobitidae.
AGCCAAAUUAUUUUGGUUUUCAAACAUUUACUGCAUCUCUAAUUUGGAUUAAUUCUAAAAUAGACAGACAGUCUACUACAUUUGAAUGACUUGGUAGAAGUAAAUGAUGAAGGUGAAGAACGCAGUGAAAUGAAGGAUGAACCUCAGGACCACAAUUUUAUGACUGACAGCUGCUCAGAAACUGAUGAGACUUCCCCUCAAGAAAGAGUUGAUGCCAAAAUUGUUUUUGAAUGCCAUCUUUGUGGUAAGACUUUCUUACAAAAAGCGUACCUCAAGUAUCACCAAAGGAUUCACACUGGUGAGAGGCCUUACGCAUGCUCCCACUGUGAAAAGACUUUCAUCCAUAAAAGCCAUCUUAAUAAUCACAUAAUAAAUCACACUGGUGAGAAACCCCACGCAUGCUCCCAGUGUGAGAAGACUUUCCUCCAAAAAUAUCAACUUAAGUACCACAUGAUGAUUCACACAGGUGAGAGGCCUUUUGCCUGUCCUCAUUGUGAUAAAUGUUAUAAUAAUAAAGGAAGUCUUAAUGUUCACAUAAAGACUCACAGUACUGAAAGGCCGUACAUCUGCCCUCAAUGUGGAAAGAGUUUCAUAUUAAAAGGAACUCUUAAGAGUCAUAUGAUAACUCACACUGGCGCAAAGCCUUUCUCUUGCUCUCAUUGUGGAAAGAGUUUUUUACGUAAGGGACACUUAAAUGCUCAUUGGAGAACCCACACUCGUGAAAAGCCGUACACCUGCUCUCAUUGUGGAAAGAGUUUCUCAUUUAAAUCGAAUCUACAGGAGCACAUACGAAUUCACACUGGAGAGAAACGUUUCACAUGCCCUCAGUGUGAUAAGAGCUUUAAACAACAAGUAGAUCUUAGACGUCACAUACGAAUUCAUACAGGUGAGAAACCUUUCGCGUGCCAUCUGUGUGAUAAGAGUUUUACACAAAAAGAAAGUCUUGGGUAUCACAUACGAGUUCAUACAGGUGAGAAGCCGUACUCGUGCCAUCUGUGUGAUAAGAGUUACAUACAAGCAGAAGGUCUCAAAGUUCAUCUGCGCUUUCACUUGAAGGAAAGGCCGUUUAGCUGCGAUCAGUGCGAUAAGAAGUUUGUUACAGCAAGGCAGCUGAAAAGGCACCUACCGAUUCAUUCAGAUGAGAGGCCGUAUUUGUGUUCUGUUUGUGGGAAGGGGUUUAUAUGUGUCGGGACUCGUAAUAGGCACCAGAAGGAACAUGAAGGUGGAAGAAAUCACGUGUGCUCUGAGUGUGGAAAAGCUUUUAUGAGCAUCUCAACCCUAAGGCGUCACCAAAAGAUCCAUAAAGGAAAAGCCUAAAACCCAUACAGAGAAAACUGCUGUCUGCAAAGAUCAACUUCAGUCUUCAGGUCUAAGCACAAUGAAAUGCUGCAAAACUUUAAUAAGUAGUAUGAACUGCCAGGUAAAACAUACAUUUCCAAAACACCAAAUCCAAAUUUAGGGAAGGAUGCUAUUGUGGUCCAGUACUAAUAUAACCUUAGUAGGAUUGGCUACAAAUAAAGGCCUGUUCUGGUAUAGUCAGUUUAUUUUUUCAGACAUUUUAUUAUGUAUAUUUCUUAUGAAGAAUUUUCAGUUUUUGAAAGAUAUAUUCAUUUAAUUAAUAUUUACUACCAGGUAAACCUUGCAAAAGGUUUAAUUUAAAUAAUUAUUUCAUGAACAACCAAAAAAAUUUGAUUUUUGUCAAGCAAUAAAACAAACAAUUAAUCGUCAUAAUUGCUAAAGUCUUAAAACAGGCAAUUAAUCGUCAUAACCGGCACAAUUUAUUAGACAAUUAACCAUCAGACAAAGUUCAUAAUCGUGACAGUCCUAACUCUGCUAAGAAUAAAUAACAACAAAGUCUUUUUAAAAUAGUUUAUUUAUAUAACAAGCUAAAUAAACAACACGUAGAUUACAUAGGAAACCAAAACAUUUGUUAUUUCCGACGAGGUAUUUGUUCAAGAGUUCAGUUUAGAAACUAGUCAGACCAUUAAACCAACUAAAAUCGGAAGUAAAAUUCUAACCAGACUAGGGAUGCUAAACAAUGAAUCGCGAUUAAUCGUUAGCAGAAUAAAAGUUUUUGUUUACAUCACAUAUGUGUAUAUGUAUAUAUAUAAAUAUGAACACAUUCAUGUAUAAUUUUAAGAAAAAUAUUAAAUAAAUUAUACAUAAAUAUACAAAUGUAUAUACACAUGUUAACAUUUCUAAAACAUAUACAUGAAUGUGUGUACAUUUAUUUAUACAAAGUUAUUAUACACAGUUCACACACAUAUAUGAUGUAAACAAAAACUUUUUUUCUACUAACAAUUAAUCGCGAUUAAUCGUUAAGCAUCCCUAGACCAGACGCAUAAUCGCAUCACCGCACAUGCGUCCGAUGAUACUGUCUGUCACUUUUUUUUUUUUUUUGACAGUUUUUGCCUUUAUUAGACAGUGAGGUUAGGGGAGGAGAGAGGAGUACGGGAUCGGCAAAUGACCACGAGCCGGGAAUCGAACUCGGGUCGCCAAAAGCACCACAUGUCGGAGCGCUACCCACUACACCAUCGGCUCCAACCCGAUGAUACUGUCUAUAGCGCAUAUGAGCAGCUCAUGUUGGCCAAAGUGCUUUCAAUAAAACAGCAUAUAACCAAAUGGCAAAAACAUAAAAAAAAUCCCAACGGUUAGUUUUAUUAAAGGGAAAAUAAGUAGGAUUUACCCUCAUCUAGUGGUGAAAUUGUAUUUUGCAUUCAAACGAACAGUGCUCUCUAGCGCCUCGCCUUUCCAAAUGCGUGUUGCAACUACAGUAGCCUUUAUGUUAUCGCUGAUCUCCUUGUCCGUUGCAGCUGGUUCACGUGUUCUGAAUGAAAACGCAUUGUGGAAACGCGUUGAUAGGCUAGUGCUUUUUGUCCCUCUCUGCUAUUAUAGUUUAUCAAUACGGUGGAACGAUAUGGAAGCCUCCUCUGACUUACCCGUUCAAUGUAAGAAUGCAAGAAAUUCUAAGCUUACAAAGAAAAGUCAGAUCACUGGCAGAGGUCAUUUGACACCAAUGAGGACAUAUUUAUGAAUAAAGACAUUGAUUUUGAUUAAUUAAACACUUAAAACCCUACUUACUGUCCCUUUAACCAUUGUACCACUAUUAAAUCCAGUGUGGAGAUGAGCAGGACCUUGCAUGGCAAUCCAGAUUUAUUUUUCGUUAAAUAACAUCAUUAAAUACAGCAACAAUAGCAGAGCUAACAUUGUGAUCAGUGGCCCUUGGCUUUGUAUUGUUGGCGAUAUUUGGCCUAUGGUGAAAACUAAUUGAGGAACCCUGAUUUGCAGUAUUUUGUUUAAAUGGAGUGAAUUUUUUAUGUAUAGAUACUUUUAAAUAAACAUAAAACAUG